AUGCAAGCUCUUUUCUUUGCAUCACUGUUUCUUUUCACUAUUAACUUGGUGAAUGGUUGUACAACCUAUCCAGACGAUCCUCUUCGUACCGCUAUCGUUCAACGAAUUUGUGAACUACAGAAAGAUGUUUCUGAUCUUUAUGAGAGUUUGCUCAAGCCAGAUGAAGUAUUAGGGCUUCAAACUACUGAUGCACCUAUGCAGAAACGCAAAAACGAGUUUAUCCGCUUUGGAAAACGAGGAGACGGAACUGUCGCUAAAAGAAAGAAUGAAUUCAUAAGAUUUGGAAAAAGAAAAAACGAGUUCAUUCGAUUCGGACGAUCACAGAAUCCAAUGGUUCUCGAUGAUGUCAACGAGAUGGUUAAGAGAAAGAAUGAAUUCAUUCGUUUCGGAUAA
This is a messenger RNA of Auanema sp. JU1783, 393 nucleotides long. NCBI's taxonomy places the organism in Eukaryota, Metazoa, Nematoda, Chromadorea, Rhabditida, Rhabditidae. The record is from the annotation of a GenBank genome assembly.